UAGCAGUGGGGACUUCUGAAGCCCUCAUUGAAUGGAGUAGAGAUACACUGAGAGGAAGGACCAGAGCAUCAACUGUGAAUUAACAGCGAAUCACAUUCUCAGAGGAUGCAGCUCUCAACGUUUUUCAGGACUGUGCUGGUGCUUGGCUUGGUGGUGGUGUUGCUGGGAGAAGUCUGCUCUUCUGCACAGAGUAGCGGUGGUAAAAAGAAAGGAAAGUGUAAGGCUCCAGCUGUGCAGAAAAAACAAAAUAAGGGCUGUCGAGGGAAGGCGAGGAAACUCUGCAUCACUGUGGACCCUGCUGUGAUACACUUUACAGAUUCCAGCCCCGUAGCUCCAGAUCGCUCCAUCUCACCCUGGACAUAUGAAGAAUAUUAUGAUGAAUCCCGCAUCCCUAGCCGCAUCUUUCAGGCAAAGUGUAAGAAAACAGGCUGUAUGACCAAAGAUGGACACGAAGACAUUGGGCUAAAAUCUAAACCUAUCUACUACCAGAUCCUGGUGCUCAAGAGAAUGAAGGGCGAUAAUAAUUCAUACUACUUCCAGCUGGAGACAAUGAAUGUCAGUGUGGGCUGCACAUGUGUUAAACCCUUUGUCAUUUCUCAGAAGGAGUAAUACUGCUGUUUCUGGUACGGUGAAAUGUAACAACGUAGCUUCUAGAGGACUUCUGUCCUCUACAGUAUAUCAGACUGUAUUUAUUGCUUAUACAUAGCACCAGUCAAGGCUUUGGCAGCAGUGUGUUUAGCAUAUUUUGGAACCUUAUAUGAAUCUGUACUAACAGCCAAGGAUCAAGGUCUGACAUGUUGUGAAUAGAUUUCAAUUUAAAAGAGUCCAUGCUGAUUUAUGUGUCACAGACGCUUUAAAAUCUGUGUAAACCUUACUGUGCUACUUUAACUUAUGAAGAACCUAAAUGACAUAUACUGAACAUCCUGAGAGCAUCACAGGACAGUGAUCAUGUGAUCUUAUUUAGAGAAUGUAGGAGUGGUGGGUUAGAGCUUCCACAGCUUCUACAGCUCUUUAAAUUUAAUUUGCUUUAAAUUUAAAAUGCUUUAAUUGUAUGUUUUAUGGUACAAAUAACUAGUUCCGACCUGUUUUCUAGAAAUAAAUAAAAUAUAAGUUAUGAAAUUUGUUGUGUUGUUUCUGUUACAUAAGGAUUGUAGCGCAGUCCUCCAUGCAUCAAAGUAAUUUUUAAAGCCUUUAUAAAAUACUUCUAUUUCAAAGCAUUUUAGAAGAUUUUUUUUUUCACUAGUAUUAAACACAACUGACUGAUUCUUUUCUCUACAA
Messenger RNA from Astyanax mexicanus (Mexican tetra), 1278 nucleotides. It is a transcript of the gene il17a/f3, whose product is annotated as interleukin 17a/f3. The coding region runs from base 106 to 609 and encodes 167 amino acids. Gene Ontology annotation, cellular component: extracellular region. Gene Ontology annotation, biological process: inflammatory response. The transcript is spliced from 3 exons. NCBI's taxonomy places the organism in Eukaryota, Metazoa, Chordata, Actinopteri, Characiformes, Acestrorhamphidae. The record is from RefSeq and is a predicted model, not a curated record. Gene Ontology annotation, molecular function: cytokine activity.